Dufourea novaeangliae is the source of this 4071-nucleotide messenger RNA. It is a transcript of the gene Tusp, whose product is annotated as tubby-related protein 4. The coding region runs from base 1 to 4020 and encodes 1339 amino acids. Lineage: Eukaryota; Metazoa; Arthropoda; Insecta; Hymenoptera; Halictidae. The transcript is spliced from 16 exons. Gene Ontology annotation, molecular function: protein binding. The record is from RefSeq and is a predicted model, not a curated record.
AUGCAUUUGCAUUUCGAGAAGAACAACAAUGCCAAGUGCGACUGCAACAUCCUGUCGCUUAGCUGGAUGGGCAAGGUACCGGACGAAUCACCGGAGGACGAAGGAUGGAAACUAGACCGUACAAAUUACUAUCAGGAGGGAUGGUUGGCCACCGGUAACGCUCGUGGCCUCGUGGGGGUGACUUUUACUACGUCCCACUGUCGAACGAGGACCACGGAACUUCCGCUGAGGGCAAAUUACAACCUUCGGGCACAUCGGAGCGAAGUAAUACUUGUGAAAUGGAAUGAGCCGUAUCAGAAGUUAGCUUCCUGCGAUAGUUCCGGCGUGAUUUUCGUAUGGAUCAAGUACGAAGGAAGAUGGAGUAUAGAACUGAUCAACGACAGGAGUAUACCCGUCACGCAUUUCUCUUGGUCACACGACGGUCGCAUGGCUCUUAUAUGCUACAGGGACGGUUUCGUACUCGUAGGCAGUGUUGCUGGUCAAAGAUAUUGGUCGUCGAUGUUGAACGACAAAGCUACAAUUACCUGUGGGAUUUGGACACCGGAUGAUCAACAGGUAUAUUUUGGAACAACAGCAGGACAAUUAAUAGUAAUGGACGUUCAUGGAGCAAUGGUGUCAGAGGUACAACUAGCAGCUGGUGUCACUUCAAUGGUAUGGAGCGCGGAGAAGUUUACGAUGGAGGAAGGUGACGACGAUUUAACGAAUGACAGAUCCCAUAGAGACGACCGGAAUUACGUUUUAGCAGUCUGCCUUGCAGACGGCAGUAUCGUGAUGCUGCGAUCAUUCGACGACGUGUCGCCAAUCACGAUACGUACAAACCUAAAGGCUCCGUUGCACGCGGAAUGGAGUAAUUCGAGAAAAUUGUUAGCUAUCGCCGGGACGAAGGACUCGGACAGCCCCCAGAGCGGCCCGCAUGAAUGCACGAACCUUUUGAAAUUUUAUUCGGUGACCGGCGCCCUUGUGUACACCACGGCGGUACCGUACACGCAAUGUCCAGUGUCGGCGCUCACGUGGGGACAUAACGAUAGGAGACUUUUCGUCGCGACCGGAGCACGUGUACACGCGGCUUGGGUGUCAAGACGAGUAGGUUCGUUGCAAUUGUUGUCUCGUUUAGCUGUGAGAGCAGCUCUGACAAGGGAGUCCAGUGUUCAGCAGCUUCCAUUGCCGCCGAGAUUGAGAGCAUCCGUGGCCGCACUUUUCGCCAGUACAAUAAGAUGUUCAGUACCAGAACCAAGAGAGUUAAGGCGUUUCGUAUCGCGACCGCCUCCAGGAGGAGGAAGAUUGAACUGCACCAUGCUCAGACACGCGGUGGAACCAGUUCCAUGUUACACGUUAUACUUAGAGUACCUAGGAGGACUGGUGCCCCUCCUGAAGGGUAGGCGAACUAGCAAAAUCAGGCCAGAGUUCGUGAUAUUCGAUCCGCAAAGUCAAGAUACUUUACAAGUAGUCGAGGAUAUGUCGCAAUGUCCGUCGUUCAGCGAUGGAUCCGAUACAGAGAGAGACACGGCUGACCUGUGUGGAUCACCUAGGAACAAAAGAAAAAAUAGAAGAAAAAGAGAAGAAAAAACGACCGAGGAGAAUGACGAUCUUACUUACGUGGACACCUUGCCCGAGCACGCGAGGCUCGUCGAAGUAACGUCCAAUAUCUGGGGCACGAAAUUCAAGUUUCAUGGAUUAGCGGACUCGGUGCCCGCCAACUUGGGUCAGGUUACCUAUCGUACGUCGUUGUUGCAUUUGCAACCACGACAAAUGACUCUGGUAAUGACAGAGUUGCGCGACGAUGUGCCAGCAGGUCCAGAUCCCACGUUUAACCCAAACUUAUUUUCCGAGGAUGAGGAGGAAUCGUUCCAGGAACUCCAAGCCGCAUCGAGGAGUACUACCGAGGCGCAAGCUCCGCCGAUCGCGCCAAUGACACCCCGUAACGCACGGCUGAACUCUAAUCGCCCGAAAUCCCAAAUUUCGAAUCAAUUUAUAGCCAGUGAAGCUUUGCCCGCCACACUGUCCAGGGUCGAGAAUUACGAGAACGAGUUGCCCUACGUGGACCUGCAGGAAAUGGGAAAUUUAUACGAUAAUCUGAGGACCGCUCCCACGAACACCUAUCGAACGCCGCCGAGGCACAAUCCACCGAGAUGUUGCGACGUUCCAGCCCUGCAGUCGCCGAAAAACGCAGUCGCACCUACAGAGACGAUAAUCGCGACAUCGAAUACUGGAACCGAUUACACGAACAACAUCCAGAGGAUGAAGACUGUUCUAGCUGAUCAGCAAGCCGGUGUAGUCACGAAGAAAGAGCUCGAGAAUAAUAAAUUUAACCAGAUAUCCCAAGACGAUAAAACUAUACUCUCGUCUUGUCCGACGACAAUUAUUUCUUUGUCCAUACAUAACGGUCAGCCUUCGAGUACAGAAGCGUCGAGUAGUCGUGGCUGUUCGCAAACUGCCGUCGCCAACGGUUUGGACAACAACAACAGUUGCUCUCCGACACAAACGAUCUUCCUCAACGGGGUUCAGGGUAAGAAGAACAGUCACAACACCAGCACCGCUUCAGGAACUGUGAAUCAAGCAUCUUCGUUAAGCUCUUACCCACAGCAUGGACAAAGCAACGGUCCGUUCACCAAGAAUGGUAUACACUUGACCAGCAAUCACUCGCCGGCGUGCUCCUAUCAAUUCCCGGAAAACAUCGAGCAGUGCGUUGGACAGUCUUGCUCCCAUUGCACUACGAAGUACAAAGACUUCAAGCCGCACGAGUCCUGCGGUAAAACUAACGCGAACCAUCCGGCCACUUGUAGUUCCACCGGUAAAACCGAGGAGAUACGUUUCAUCGACGACGAAUCACGCGGCGAAGCAGUGGCGUUGGAACAGUCGCGAGCUGUUCACAGAACACCGACGGUUGUCAGUAUCGGUCCCCUUUGCCUGAACGACUCCAUCGUCAGAAGUUGCAGCGUUGGUUACUUGGACAUGGUGGACGCGCAAUUGGUCCCUUGCGACGUCGCCUUGAAGAUGCUUCGAAAGGAGGCGCCCAAUAAAAGGCUAGUCCUGGUAUCGAGGAAGACGAAGAGGAGAAAAAAGAGUAAGCCUCAGCCCGAAAUCGGUCAACAGACAUCUAAAUCCCCGAGGCUUCGGAACUGCGGCAAAUCGAAGAGUCUGGACUCCAGCGACAUAUUCCCAAUGAACGAGCAUGUCGCUGCGCCGCCAAAGUUAUCGGAACACAUCGAAGAAGCGUUAGGGGUCGCUAACGCGGAAAUGGCCGAGGAUAAAAGUAACGAGUCAUUGGAGAAUUCGUCCGAUGCGAUAGAGGUGUUCGUUCAGUGUACGAAGCGUACAGCCAGUCCUAAUCUGGUCAAUCCUGCCGUGAAACCGAGUCGAGUGGAAAGUUCUAAUUCACCCGUUAGAGGCUCCAGUCCAAGCGGCUCACUGGCGUCAUCCUUGGACGGUCUUGCAGCUCGACUUCGAGAUUUCGACGAGAGUCACUCUUUACCACCGCCAUCGCCUCGUCCAUCGUCCAGAUUGCCCAGAAGUUCUCCUAGUAGUCCAGCACCCUCGAAGAAAGGCAAAAGACCGGCGUCAGCUUCGCCAAUUAGGAGAAGGCUGCUAUCGAGUCCUUUAUUAAGUAGAAAGGCGCGAAAGAGUCGAGGUGAAAGUUCGGACGAGGAAGGUCUGCUUCAAGACGACUCGUCAACGAACUACAGAGACCUUGAAACUUUCCAAAAGGCACAGUUACGCCAAAAGUUAAAGCAAAAAGGGGUCGGAAUAUCUAGUCACAAAUCGGAAGCGGUAAGACGAGAACUUGUGAUGCAUAAUAAGGCGCCUAUGUGGAACGAAUCUAGCCAAGUAUAUCAGCUUGACUUUGGCGGCAGGGUGACACAAGAAAGCGCAAAAAACUUUCAAAUAGAAUUCAAAGGUCGUCAGGUCAUGCAAUUUGGGAGGAUAGAUGGGAACGCCUACACGCUGGAUUUUCAAUAUCCUUUCAGUGCGCUGCAAGCGUUCGCCGUUGCCUUGGCCAAUGUUACACAACGGCUCAAGUAACUGACACUCACCGGUACUUCAUUUGAUACAAGUUCGUGUGAAAUUUGGAAC